GGCUCAGCCUAAAUAAAGAAAAAGAGAAAACAAAUGUGUCUCCGGCUUCCUCGUUCGCCUCGCCGCUCUCUCGGUCUCAGCUGUCUUGUCUCUCUCCUUCUUAUUUCUCCAUAGCCGAAACCAGCUAGGGCUCAGAUAAAAGAAGCUACUAUUUCUACAGCUUCUCUUUAGUUCUCUCCAUAGAAAAAAUUUACUUCAUCUUUCCAUUUCUAUCUGAUGAUGAUUCCGUGUCUACACUCUCUCUUAUAACAUUGACAAAGCCCAUGAGCUCCCAUUCAAUCGAUUAAUAUGCAUAUCUCUCUGACAUGUAUCAACCUUUGGGCGUACACCGCCUCAUAUACCGUACUCGCAUUGCCAGCUUUGUUAAAGCUGGUCUCAUCGAUUAUGCAGUCAAGGUGUUCGAUGAAAUGACUUUGUCAGAAUGUCGUGUUUUUGGCAUCGAUUAUAACCGAUUCAUCGGCGUUUUGAUUCGCCACUCUCGCUUCGAUUUAGCCCAUCACUACUAUUCUAAAAUGGCCCCUCUUGGGUUCUCCUUGUCUUCCUUUACUUACUCUCGUUUCAUUUCAGGUUUAUGCCAGACAAAUGAGUUUACCUUUAUUGAUAAUUUGUUAAAAGACAUGGAGAAACUUCAUUGCGUUCCUGAUAUUUGGGCUUUUAAUAUCUAUUUGAAUCUUUUGUUUCGCGAGAAUAGGGAAGAGUCAGCAUUGGAGGUUUUUAGGAGAAUGGUUGAGAGAGGGAGAGAGCCUGAUGUAGUGACAUUUACUAUUAUUAUUGAUGGUUUGUGUAAAAUGAAGAAAUUUGAUGUUGCCGUUCAGUUUUGGCUUAAUAUGUUAGAUAAAGGGAUUAAGCCGGAUAACAAGGCUUGUGUGGCGCUUGCUGUUGGCUUGUGUGAUGGGGGGCAAGUGGAUUUAGCUUAUGAGCUUAUAAUUGGUGUAAUUAGUGGUGGUCUGUCAGAGGUUAGUACAUUGGUUUAUAAUGCAUUGAUUAGCGGGUUUUGUAGAGCAGGUAGGAUUGAUAAGGCGUUGGCUAUGGUGUCUUUUAUGAGUAGGACUGGGUGCAAGCCGGAUUUGGUUACAUACAAUGUGUUGUUGAAUUAUUGUUGCAACGAGUUUAUGUUUGAGGAGGCGAUGAAGUUGUUGAAGAAGAUGGAGUGUAGUGCGAUAGAACCUGAUGUAUAUAGCUAUAAUCAACUUCUCAAGGCACAUUGUAAAGCUAAUCACCCGGAUAAAGCUUAUCUGUUUAUGGUGACGAAGAUGGUGCCAAAAGGUUUUUGUGAUGUCGUUUCAUACAAUACUAUUAUCAAAGCAUUUUGCAGUAUUAGUGAUAACAGAAGGGCCUAUAAGCUGUUUGAGGAAAUGGGACGAAAGGGGAUUGCCCCAGAUGUGGUAACGUUCACAAUACUUAUAAAAGCUUUUCUUAGAGAAGGUAAUUCUGAUAUAGCAAAGAAGCUUCUUGAUCUGAUGGCAAGAAUGAGCCUUUUGCCUGAUCGUAUAUUUUAUACGACAAUCAUUGAUCACCACUGCAAGAGUGGGAAAGUUGAGAUGGCCCACAGCAUUUUUUGUGAUAUGGUAGAAAAAGGUAUUACUCCUGAUGUGGUUUCAUAUAAUGCCCUUAUAAAUGGAUUUUGUAAAUCUUUGAGAGUAGGUGAAGUUAUGCAUCUAUAUGAGGAAAUGCUGCAAAGAGGAUCCUUUCCGGAUGAAGUGACUUACAAGUUGAUCAUUGGAGCUCUAGUACGGGAAAAUAAGCUUUCAGAUGCUUGUAGGGUGUGGGAUCAGAUGAUGGAGAAGGGCCUCACUCUUGACAGGGGUAUAUCUGAAAUGCUGAUCAAUGCCAUCCAGUCAUGAAAAGUAUCAUUGAAACGAGAAACGUCAAUUGCAAGCCCAAGUUUUGGAGUAUUUUGUGGUUGGAGUAAAUCUUAGCAUGCCUAAAUUGCUACUACUUCAUUGACACUUCAUCAGCUUCUUUCACGAAUUGCAAUAAUGAGACACUCAGUGCAUGGUGGAGUUGGCGCUUUGAAGUCAGAUGCUUCAAAACAAUAUGGGCCUUAUCCUUGCUGCUUCAACAGUGUCAGACAUCCAGGAUCGCUAAUGAUGGAUUUCAAGCUUUAAAAUCCAGAUGCAGAUGUAUGGCUUCUCAAAUCCUAAAUGUAUCAAAGGAGAUGAGCUAAUUAAAGGGAAAGGUUUCCUCAUGUUGUCUGGAUAUCUGUUAGCUGCCCUUUUUGCCGAUCUCAAAAUUUUAAUAAAACACGUCUUAUUCUGAGGAGAGCUCAGGGCUGAAAUUGUGACUCCUAUUGAUAGGCCUCCUAAUAAGAUGACAUACAGAUGAAGAACGAUUGCUUAUUAAAAACAAUCCCGCAUUUUAUUAAGACACUGCUACAACAGCUUGAAGGCCAAGAUUCCCAGACACCACCUAGCCCUGGGGUGUCGUUUCGCCAAGAUCAACAAAAUCAGCUCCCACAUGGCCCUCUGGCGAGUCAAACACGGACUCAAGGCCAAGGUUCCAGGUUCCAAGACGAAGGGUUCAUCGGUGGUGCAACCAAAGCAUGAAGCUCACUUCCACUGUACGUGGAUCACACCACAACAACAAACGGACCCUCAUCCCGAAUCUCCGUUUCCACAGUAUGAUGGAAAAUUCCAGAGUCCAUGGGUGCUGCCACCACAGCCCCAAGGUCAUUCCAGGCAGAUAGUCCAAAGCAUGACGGGGAACCCCAUGCACCAUCAAUGCAUCAAGAUAGAGACCGUGGUCUUAGGGUGACAUAUCCACGGCAUCAAGAACGUCAUCCCCGGCAGCCCCACAGUCCAAAGAGUCCCACAAGCACAGUUUUCUGGGAUGCCAAGACCUGUUCGAACCAAACCCAUAACAUGGUCAGGUGCAGUUUUCUGCACAAUUUUUUACACCGUAAUAUUCAUAUGAGGCCCCACUGCCCUUGUAGUCUAGCUAGUAUAUCGUCCACGUAGUCCACGGUUUGAUGUUUCUAGUGCCACCUCAGCGUCCAUCGACGCAGGCUCUCUACUUGGCACCAAUCUCUCUGUGCUAGCAAACCAAACCAAACCAAACCAAUCCUUCAGGAAAGUGAGUGUAGACUUCAGUUACCUGAUCAUUGAUCUAUACUACGGAAGCACUCGUAUUGCUAGUCAAGGUUGAGUCAAGGUUUGGAAAUGUUCAUAUGGUUUCUACUCAGGUUCGGCUUCCCGUAAUGGAAAGCAAGCAGCUUCGGAGCAGAUUAGCAUAAACAGAACAAAACGAAAAUGGGGAGUUUGCUGUGGUAUUCGUAUAGGCUGUAUGGUCAUUGCAUUAUCUUGGUGACAAGUCCUCCUUGUGGUGUCCUUCGAGCUACCAACUCCAGAACAAAACGAUGAUAACAGAACCGAUCCUUUUUACAUUUUCGAACCGGCAAAUAUUGUUCGAUUUUUCACAUUGUUAAGAGCAUCAGCAUUGAAGUGAUUGUUCCCUGGUCUUGUUUUC
Molecule: messenger RNA, 3465 nt
Organism: Populus euphratica (Euphrates poplar)
Lineage: Eukaryota; Viridiplantae; Streptophyta; Magnoliopsida; Malpighiales; Salicaceae
Product: Pentatricopeptide repeat (PPR-like) superfamily protein
Exons: 6
Coding region: 306-1844 (512 amino acids)
Molecular function (GO): protein binding
Source: RefSeq, a predicted model, not a curated record